AUGCACCUGCUAUCGCGGAUUCUUAUUCUUCUCACAGCAUUGUUGAGCUGCUGCUUGGGUGUCAAGGACCAUCUCUUCAAAAGCUGUCACCAGGCAGGGUUUUGCCACCGCAAUCGACACUAUGCCAAGCAAGUACUGCUUGAUCCCGCUUUUCAGAGCCCUUACCAAGUUUUGAAAGACUCGAUUAAGGUUGAGGAUGGGGUUUUGAGUGGAGAGAUUGAAAAGACCCUUGCGAGUGCUGCACCAGCUGUGUUUCCCUUUGAAAUCAGCAUCGUUGAAAACAGCUUCAGAUUCAAAAUGGACGAAAGGAGACCCAUGAGUGAGGGCUUGGUGAAUCCUAAUAGAUACAACGAGGCCUCUAACUGGGCGUUCAAGGAUAGCCCCAGUCCACAGCAGUUUCGGCUAAAGAGACUGGAUAACGAGAUCACCGUCAUAUACCCCAGACACGAGGUUGCCAUUCAGCUCAACCCGGUCACGUUUACAUUUUUUUACGACGGAAAGGAGCAGAUUGUCGUCAACGGAAAGCAGUUGCUCAACAUUGAGCAUUCCAGAUCAAAAGAGAACAACCAGGAAAAUCUUUUUCCUCAAGAGUCCGACUUUGAUAUGUUUUCCGAUAGCUUUGCCGACUCAAAAGGUGAUAGGUUGCCCCUUGGACCUGAGGCGGUGGCACUCGACUUUACCUUGGUUGGGUUCGAAAGCCUCUACGGCAUCCCCGAGCAUGCAGACUCCAUGCUUUUGAAGGAUACCAAAAUGCAUGAGCCAUACAGGCUCUACAACGUGGACAUUUUUGAAUACGAGGUCGACUCGCGGUUGCCAAUGUACGGGUCGAUCCCAUUGGUCAUGGCAGUAAACGGCAACGUGGCAGCGGGGAUCUUUUGGAUCAACAGCGCCGACACCUACAUCGAUAUCGAAGAAGACACCCGCGCGUCAUCAGUGCAUUGGAUGUCGGAAAACGGCAUUUUGGACUUUGUGGUGAUUAUUGAGGAUAGUCCGCGGGAUGUUAACCAAGUCUACGGCAAGCUUACCGGAAACACGCAGUUGCCCCUAUUGUCAAGUCUCGGCUACCACCAGUGCCGGUGGAACUACAACGACAUCAAGGAUGUGUUGGAGGUCAACUCUAAAUUCGACGAGUACGAGAUACCCUAUGACACCAUCUGGCUUGACAUUGAAUACGCCGACAAUAAAAAGUAUUUUACAUGGCACCCGGAGAACUUUGCUGAACCGGGAGAGAUGUUGCAGGAGUUGAACCGGAGCAGCCGGAACUUGGUGGUGAUUAUUGACCCUCACAUUAAAACCGGCUACGAGGUGAGCAAUGAGUUGGUCACGAGAGGUAUAGCAAUGAAAAACGCCGACAACCAAGUGUAUUAUGGACACUGCUGGCCCGGUGAGUCUGUUUGGGUGGACACCAUGCACCCGGAGAGCCGAAGUUUCUGGGACGAAAGCCAUCGAAAAUUCAUGAUUUCUGACAGGUACAAAAACUUGCACCUCUGGAAUGACAUGAACGAGCCAUCGGUGUUCAGUGGACCGGAAACAAGUGCCCCCAAGGACAACAUCCAUUAUGGCCAGUGGGAGCACCGGUCUAUCCACAACGUGUUUGGGUUGACCUACCACGAGGCGACAUUUCAGUCCUUGCUUGCACGAUUGCCCACUCAGCGACCGUUUAUAUUGACUAGGUCGUAUUUUGCCGGCAGUCAGAGGACAGCUGCCAUGUGGACCGGCGAUAAUAUGUCGAAAUGGGAGUAUUUGAAAAUAUCCAUCCCCAUGGUGUUGACCUCCAACAUAAUGGGGAUGCCAUUCGCCGGGGCAGAUGUUGGUGGGUUCUUUGGCAAUCCCUCGCCAGAGUUGCUCACCAGAUGGUACCAAGCUGGUAUUUGGUAUCCAUUCUUCAGAGCGCACGCUCACAUUGACUCACGAAGAAGGGAGCCGUGGAUGGUAGAGGAGCCAUACUUGUCGAGUAUCAGAAAUGCCAUCAGAUUGAGGUACGCGUUGCUUCCUGCUUUUUACACGAGCUUUUACCACGCUUCCAGAAACGGGUCCCCCGUGAUUAAACCGUUGUUUUACGACUACCAAGGCCUGAAGGACAAGGUGACGUUUGAGGUUGACGACGAAUUUUUCCUUGGCGAUACUGGGAUAUUGGUAAAGCCUGUUACGGAUGCAGGUGCCAAAGAAGUGGAGUUUUUCCUUCCUCGAGAUCACGAGGACAUCUACUACCACUUUGCAAACGGGGUGAUUGGAGAGAGACUAAACUCCCAUCGGUUCAGUGUCGAGCUCAACGAUGUUCCCAUGUUGCUCAAAGGCGGGUCAGUGGUGCCAAUGAAGCUGAGGUAUAGGAGAUCCACCAAGUUGAUGAAGCACGACCCCUACACUUUGGUGGUGGCGUUGGACAAACAGGGAAAGGCGCAAGGGUCGUUAUAUGUCGACGACGGCGAAACCAUUGGUGGCGAGUUUACAUACAUUAGGUACAAAGUUGACGAAAGGAAAGGCAUUCUGGUGGAAAAGGAGGGAAAUUACACACUUGCAGUCAACGUUGAAAGAAUUGUCAUUGUGGGAAUCAAGAACAAAGUGGGUUCGGUGAGUACAGGCAAGCUUGUCGACGAGGGCAGGGGCAGAAUCACAAUAGUCAAACCUCAUGAGUUUCCAAUUGUGUUCAACAACAAUGCCCGAGCCGGACACGACGAAUUGUGA
Messenger RNA from Lodderomyces beijingensis, 2685 nucleotides. Lineage: Eukaryota; Fungi; Ascomycota; Pichiomycetes; Serinales; Debaryomycetaceae. The record is from the annotation of a GenBank genome assembly.